Sinocyclocheilus grahami is the source of this 5224-nucleotide messenger RNA. RefSeq lists its product as uncharacterized. Bases 298 to 5214 code for a protein of 1638 amino acids. The record is from RefSeq and is a predicted model, not a curated record. Lineage: Eukaryota; Metazoa; Chordata; Actinopteri; Cypriniformes; Cyprinidae. The transcript is spliced from 2 exons.
GUCUUAAGACAGCCCCUUCUUUUGUCAUGCUGACAUGCUCUGGCGUUUACACAGCAUGGGCUUGUAUCGCAGCCUCAGAAUGUCUCAUCCGCUCUCACCUAACUUUGACGGCGGAAAUGGAUGCGCGUUUAGCAUGUUUGAUGCGUUAAAACCAAGAGUUUCCAGGAUUCUCAUGCGGAUUAAAUCUUUGUUUUGAACAGGAUACGUUUGGAGAUCUAAAGUGGACACGGAGUCGAUGCGGAGAUGCACUGUAAAUUAUCUCUUAUUGCAUAACUCAGCCACUGAGGAACCAUUACCAUGCAGGGAUAUACAUGGAGUUCAAAUCAGCAUCCUUCAACAAGAUGCCAAGAUCAGCCUCCACCUCAAUACCAAGAACGACUUCCUCCUCAGUACCAAGAAUGGUCUCCACCUCAGUACCAAGAACAAUUCCCACCUAAGUACCAUGCUGUCAGGAAUGAUCAACCCAAUGCGUUCCAGGUACAGCUCAUCUCUCAACUUCAAACCACAUUACAGACAAGAUAUUCCAAUGGACAACAAGAGGCUGCAAAUCAGUGGAGCACUUGUUCAGGCAGUGCAGACUCUUCUGCUUUUCAACCAAAUUCAGAUGGAUAUAAUCGGUUGAAACGGACAAACCAGAUCAAUCCCCAAUACCCAUUUGCAGCCUCCAACACACAGCAGCACUACCCAUCUGACAACCCCAAUGCAUAUAGGUAUCAUGCCCAGUUCAUGCAAUGGCAUGAUUCCUCCCCACAGAACUACAGAAACACAGGCUGUAGUCAAGCUCAAAUGUACCAUGGCAGCUCUGUGGGUAACCGCAGGGGUUGGAGUUCCCACAUUUCCAACAAUGGCAGCUCUCGUUCCAUGAACAAUCAGCAACAACUUCAGCCUCUUAGAAUGGCUCCUCUUCUUCAUCACCAACAACAACAAGAGUUCUCUAGACAAUAUACAGGCAAAAAACAAAGAUGCUACACACAAUACUCUUCUCGGGCCCAUAACAAUGGAGUCUCCCAAAAAAAUCCUAACAAUCAAGCUCAGAGCAGAACUGAGGCCAAUCAUACCUCAUGCAACUCUAUGACACCACCUUCUGGAGCACAGAGCAAUGUUUCAUUACCUUCCAAUAAUGUGAACCAAAGUCCUGUUAACCAGAAACGGUCAGAACUGGGGUCAAAUGCAGGUCCAAAUGUAUCUGCGACCCAGUCUCAGAAUAAUCAAAAUACUGCACAUCAGUCUCAGGGCACAAGCAGUGAGACAUAUAACACUAAUCAGACUUCUCAAAUGACACAGACCAGUGAAGCCCAGCUUCAGCCCCAAUCUAUAACUGAUUUUAACUUGUCAGCUUAUGCUGACUCAAUAAUAUAUAGAUUACUGUGUUCAAAUGACAAUGGACAAGCAAAUAAGCAGCAAUCAGAUGAAAGAAUUACUCAUCAGAACACUCGUCCAGAAAAGUCGGAGGUUUGUAAAACCAAAAGGACUGACAGUCACUCAAAGGAACCUUUUUCUGAACCAAGAGAACAGUGUACAGUUGAACCACCCAGUAAAAGAAUGAAGUAUGCUGUGUUUCAGAGAGACUGUCGGAACAAAGAAACAAUAGUGUCCAAAGACAUAAGUAAUUUUGGGGUGCUAUCUGCCCAAGCUGGUACCCAUCAGACAAGUAGCAAUGAGAACAGACUUAAAGGAAUGAGCCAACACAACAUACAGUACAGUACGGAUGCAGCAGACUGUCUUGAAGUGGUCUUUGCACUACAGAAAGCUGCUCAGCAAACUCACAAGGCCAUUGCCAUCGUUCCACCUAUUUACCAGCAGAUCUCAAACGCUGCACCAAUGGCUGAUACCAGCCCAAAAAAAGCUGAUAGUCCACUGUUAAAGAUUGAUUCUGUUUGGUCACUUGUUGAAGAAUCUAACAAACAAAAAACUGUAAAUGACAAGCUGUCUGAAUCCUCCUCACAAAUGGCUCAACAGAACAACAAAAGCCUUGAAAAUGCAACUGCAAACAACAUGGCAGACCCAGAUACAUGCUCUGCUAGCCCAGUUGAAUGUCAAAAUGAUGUGCAGCAAAGUGACUGUGAUUCAGAUGGUCCUUCAUUUGACGUGUCCAGUGUGCCAGUGAUUGAGUACACACUGGAGAAACUGAUGGAGUUAGUGAAGUCUAUAGAGAUGAAAGAGUUAUCGGCCGGAUAUCCUGAGAAAUCUCAGAGCAUUUUAGAAAGGAUCUUAAAACUCUACUGGAAUGGGAAAGCUUCCAAUAUGUUGGAGCCUUUGAAAUCAUUAAGAGAGGCACUGCAAUUAUCCAUAGAAUAUGCAAAGGAUUAUGGGUCUGUGGUAUUUAAAAGCAUCGAAACUGAAAACCUGAAGAAGCUAGCUCAUUGCAACAUUCUCAAACAUGAGACAUAUUCAUGGUCAGAGGAGUUCAGAUCUUCUUGGUUAAAUGUUGAUGGACAGCCAGCUGAUAUUGAAAAGGUGCUUUCAGAACCACUGUUGGAUGACAUAACUGUGUUCAAGGCAACAUCACAGUCCUUUUCAGAUAACACUGUUGUCACUUCAGCCAGAUUAGGUGUGAAUUCCCUCACAGACAUGACUGAGGUUUCAUCCAAGGAGAAAAGUGUAAAUCCAGACACUUGCAGUCCAACAGAUCUUUUCAUGCAAAUGGCAGGAAAUGACAGGGGGGAAGUGGCUGCGGAAAACAAUGGGCAUUCAUAUGUAGUGCUCAGAAAAGAAAGUGAGAAAGAGACAUUCAAGAAGCAAGAGGACAUCAAUCAAAACCACAUUUUUAACAUAGAGCCUUCAGACAUCACACCUUUAGCUGAAAGGUCUACAGAGAGACUUACAGACCUCAGCAAUGCAAAAGAAGUAUUCAGACAAGAUCACGAGCAAACACGUGAUGAUAAUGUAUCAGAUUCACUUUCUCUGAGUCCUGGAGACAGUGUUUCAGAUGGUGUGAAAAACUCUGUUGUGUCUUUCUCUACUGAGACUCAUUGUAGCUCCAUGGAAACAUGGCAGGUAGAAGAUAUUUCUGAUGAUGAAAAUACAGGCAGUAAAGAGGCUCUGAAUAACUCCUCGGACACCUGGCUUGUAGAAGAUAUUUCUGAUGAUGAAAAUACAGGCAACAAGGAGGCUCUUAACACCUCAGACACCUGGCUUGUAGAAGAUAUUUCUGAUGAUGAAAAUUCUGGAAAUAAGGAUGUUCUUCUUAAUUCCUCAAACACCUGGCAAGUGGAAAACAUCUCUGAUGAUGAGAAUCCAGGCAAUAUGGACACUCCUAGUAACUCCGCAGACAUAUGUGCGGUGGAAAAUGAAUCUACUGAUGAAAAUUCAAGUGCUGAUUCCUUGUUUAUGGGAAUCACGGUGCUAUCAUCGGAAGAUGCUAAAACAUUUUUCCAAUAUAUUGAAAAGGAUCCUGGAUGUACCAUCAAAACCAAAUCCCAAUCCAAAUUGGAGAGCCCAGAUCUUGUAGCAUGCUUUGAUGCACCCAGUCAACUUAACCAGGAGUACAACAAAGCACAUACUUGCUCUCGCUGUGGUACCCAAAUUGUGAAAUCUAAUUCCACUAAUGUGACAAAGACGGACAGUGAUGCUGAUCUUUUCUGCCUCCAGUGUUGGGAACAGGCACCAUUGUUUGAGCUAGAAGAGGAGCCAUGCUCUCCAAUGACAGAUGAGGUCAAUCUGGGCUAUGCUGCUAAAUCAAAUGAACUGGGUCAAAAUGAUAGUCUGCCAUGUCUUAAGUUGGAAGUCAAUGAGCCAAAUGUGGCUUCAACAAAGGAAUGCAUUGCAUAUGAAGGACUGAAAGGACAAAAAAAUUGUUGUCUUUUAACAUCAGACCCGGGGGAAAAUUGUAGUCCACCAUGUCUUAAAAUAGAAGUCAAGGAGCUAACUGUUGCACCAAAUGAUGAAUGCAUUGCGAAUGAAGGACUGGCAGGACAAAAGAGUGUGUUCUUGGUAAAAUCAGAACAGGGACACAAUUGUAGUCUGCCAUCUCUUGAACUGAAAGUCAAGAAGCCAAAUGUUGCUCCACUGGAGGCAUGCAUAGCAGAGGAAGGACUGAUGGGACAAAAAAGAGGCAGUAUGGUAAAAUCAGAACUGGUAGAAAGCUGUUGUCCACCAUCUCUUGAACUAGAAAUCAAGGAGCCAACAGUUGCUUCAACAACGGAAUGCAUUGCAGAUGAAGGACAAAAAAGUGACAGUAUAAUACAAUCAGAACUGAGACCAAAUUGUAGUCUACCAUCUCUUGAACUAGAAGUCAAGGAGCCAACUGUUACUUCAGCAGAGGACUGCAUUGCAGAUAAAGGACUGACGAGACAAAAAAUUGACAGUAUGGUAAAAUCGGUGACUGAGACAAUGUCUGAAAAUCAGGGGUCAGCUGAACGGGAGCUAACCAAGAUUCAACCAAAUAAGCAAAAAAAUGAGAAAAUUAGAGUACCCAAGCCCCAAUCUUUCACGCAGUGCAGAAAAUCAUUUUCAAAGAAAACUGCAUUUUUCAAGCAUAAGCUAAAAUCUGGUAGCACUAGUACUGGUUCUGAUGAUUCUGUGCUUUUCGCUCCAGAUAUUAUAGUUAAAAUGAACUGGCCACAAAAGAAAAAUCAACCUCGUGAUUCUGCAAACAAACGCUGUAGUGGUGAGAGUCAGAACUGCAGUAAGGUGAAAAAAUGUAAAGAACAUGGGCAAGAAAGACGAGAUAAUCAUGACAGAACCUCAACAAAACAUAGAGAAAACCUACAGAAAGUGACAGAGAAAGUGUCUGGUCAAUCAAGUGACACACCACCCCACGGAUCAGAAAAGAAGCUGGAGCUGCAUGGUAUUCUGUCAGUGAAUAAAAUGAAAAGAACUGAACCAAAAAAAGUGAGAUUUGAUUUAUAUGGGUCCAAAACAGAAAAACAGUACUAUCCCCGAGAGCGGCAUUUUACUGCCCCUGCUACCUUAACAGUCUCUGAUUGCAAAGACUAUACCGAUGUGCUUUCUGCUAAACAAAAAGUUCACAACCAAUGGAGUAGCACCUUUAUACCUAAAACAAAGAAGGCUUGUCCUCCCAGGUCACCACAGGAGAGUGGACCACAGAAGAAAAAAACACAGAAACCUCAGGAUCUCUUAAAGUCAAAUAUGAGUGCAUUAAGAAACCAUUUGACUCACAGAGCCAAGCUAUUAUCCAGUAGUGACAUAGAGACAAGUCACAUAAGAAAACCAUAUUUUCAUCAAAAGCUUACGAAAACACUAAGCAGCUAACCUGUCUAAU